AAGCCAGCAGAAAUGGAACCACUGAAUGGAACAGAUGGCCAGCCAGAAGGACAAAGCAAGACAGAACCACCUCUGAAAAGUGUUGAAGUGUCUCCAUACCAUCGCUGGGUGACCUGGUGGAAUGGGAUGACAACAGAUGGAAAUCUGUAUCUCUUUAUCCUCUCACUGUUAUUGGUUUUCUUCUUUAUGUUUUGGUGUGGUGGAUGUGAGACCAUCCCAGCAGUUCACGAUAUUUUGGCUGUCUUGUCCAACCAGUUUCAUCCAUCACAACAGUUGGAGUCAAAUUCUAACACGAAUCUGAUCAGGGAUGAAGGCAUCACAGUGUCUUACCUCCUGCUGUCUCUGUUCUUCCUUGGCUUGCUACUCGUAGCAACAUUGGUUUGGCGUCUUGUGAAGGCUCCAUCAGAACCCCAAUUUCCCUUCCAAGAGGACAGGCGACAGUCUGUAAGCCGUCAACCAUCGUUCACUUAUUCUGAAUGGACGGAAGACAAAAACGAUGAUGACUUCCUUGAUUUAGAUCCUGUACCAGAGUCACCUGUUUUUGACUGUGUGAUGGAUAUGAAAGCAGAAACAGAUCCAACAACUCUUACAGUUAAAUCUGUAGGGCUGCAGGAAAGGCGAGGUUCAAAUGUUUCGCUCACGUUGGACAUGUGUACUCCUGGCUGUACUGAACAAGGGUUUGGCUAUAUCAUGUCUCCCAGGGAACAGUCAGCUCAAGAAUACCUCCAGACAGCAUCAAAGAUUCUCUCAGAAGAGGAACUGCACGAGAAAGCUUUAGAUUCUUUUGCUCUCCAGACUGAAUUUUUUGAAAUCCCAAUGAACUUUAUUGAUCCAAAGGAAUAUGACAUUCCAGGUUUAGUCCGAAAGAAUCGCUACAAAACAAUUCUCCCAAAUCGUCACAGCAGAGUGUGCCUUACCUCAGAUGAUCAAGACGAUCCCCUUAGCUCUUACAUUAAUGCUAAUUACAUCAGGGGCUAUAGAGGAGAAGAAAAAGUAUACAUUGCUACUCAGGGACCCAUAGUUAAUACUGUCAGUGAUUUCUGGAGAAUGGUAUGGCAGGAGCAUUCUCCAAUCAUUGUCAUGAUUACCAAUAUAGAAGAGAUGAAUGAGAAAUGUACAGAGUACUGGCCAGAAGACCAAAUUACCUAUGAAGGAAUUGAAAUUACAAUUAACAGAGUCAUACAAGCAGAUGAUUAUCGGUUAAGGCUUAUUACCCUAAAGAAUGGCGAAGAAACAAGAAAACUGAAGCACUACUGGUAUACAUCUUGGCCAGACCAGAAGACCCCGGGUCACGCACCACCCCUGCUCCAACUGGUUCAAGAAGUGGAAGAAGCCAUGCAUUGUGCCGAAGAAAAGAAUGCCCCAAUCAUUGUUCAUUGCAGUGCAGGGAUUGGGAGAACAGGUUGUUUUAUUGCUACCAGCAUUUGCUGCAAACAGUGGAAAAAUGACGGUGUGGUUGACAUACUCAGAACAACAUGCCAACUGCGGUUAGACAGGGGAGGAAUGAUCCAGACUUGUGAACAAUAUCAGUUUGUCCAUCAUGUCAUGAGCUUGUAUGAAAAGCAGUUCAGCAGAGCAGCAGCAGAAGAAUGAAGAUUCAGAAUCAUUUAUUAUGAUAAAAAUCAAGGGAACUCUGAUCAGAACCACAUGUAGGACAGAGCUGAGAAGAUUUCAGAAUUUU
Messenger RNA from Protobothrops mucrosquamatus (brown spotted pit viper), 1681 nucleotides. It is a transcript of the gene PTPN5, whose product is annotated as protein tyrosine phosphatase non-receptor type 5. NCBI's taxonomy places the organism in Eukaryota, Metazoa, Chordata, Lepidosauria, Squamata, Viperidae. The record is from RefSeq and is a predicted model, not a curated record. Gene Ontology annotation, molecular function: protein tyrosine phosphatase activity. The transcript has 12 exons. Bases 13 to 1593 code for a protein of 526 amino acids. Gene Ontology annotation, biological process: protein dephosphorylation.